UGAGUGAGUGGAAAAAGAAAAAGUCUGUGCCGGAGAAAGAGAGGGGCAAAGAAAGAACAGAGUUGGCUUUGGGGUUUUCGUUCCUUUCAGAAGCGCCGCUGUUUUGACUGUCGUUUAGGAUGAUGAUGUGGAGGAGGAGUCGACCAUGCGACAUCGUUGCAACAAACGGGAUGAACGUUUAGUCUCGUUGCAUUCCGCUGCUCCGACACCGACCAACAGCAGCAGGGCUCCUUCAAACUUCGACCUGCGCCAUUCAGACCGGGGCGACUGGAUUUCCCCCCGGAGGCUCGGGGCAACUGUUCGCAUCGGACGCCGCGUAACGUUACUUUAAAACAAAUAUUCCGGCACUAAACUUUUUUUUUUCCCAACAAACGCCGAUGUGUCGAGAUAAAACGCACAAGCGUAUGUGAAGUCAGCGGAGUUUGUUUUUUUGUCCUACUCAGAGCGAGCACAUAAUCGGGGCAGGUUCUUUUCUAACCAGCCACUUGUGAGAACAACACCGGAGGAAGGAGUGGGGUGUCACUGCUAACUUGGCUAAACGCAAAGCUAACUAACGUCUAAAGUUACGAGUCGACGGGGAAAGUGACCGAAGCGGCACGCCGACGACGACGACAACAAAGAUGAAAACCCCGGCAGACUCGGGGUUUGCCUUUCCGGAUUGGGCCUACAAGCCCGAGUCGAGCCCAGGUUCCAGACAGAUCCAGCUGUGGCACUUCAUCCUGGAGCUGCUGAGGAAAGAGGAGUACCACGACGUCAUCGCCUGGCAGGGAGACUAUGGAGAGUUUGUCAUCAAGGACCCAGACGAGGUGGCCCGCUUGUGGGGGGCGAGGAAGUGUAAACCACAGAUGAACUAUGACAAGCUUAGCCGAGCUCUAAGAUACUACUACAACAAGAGGAUCCUUCACAAGACCAAAGGGAAGAGAUUCACCUACAAGUUCAACUUCAACAAACUAGUGCUGGUCAACUACCCCUUCAUCGACAUGGGCUCUGGUCGAGUCCCUCAGAGUGCCCCCCCAGUGCCAACUGGAGGCAACCACUUUCGUUUCCCCCCCUCCACGCCGUCAGAAGUCCUCUCAUCCAGUGAGGAGCUGCGCAGCCCCGGCAUGUUCAGCAGCGUGGCUCGCCGCAUGGCCCGGGGCUCUGUGAGCGACUGCAGCGACGGCACCUCCACCAACUCUGAGCUGGAGGAGGCUAUGGGGGCCGAUGAGCGAGGCAUGGGGCCCGAGAGGGCUUACAGGGGCCUGCUUCCUCCACGUCUGCCUCAUGAUUCUUUCUUCAGGGUCUACCCGAACCCAGCAGGGCUUGCCAGACAUGGGCCCAGGGUCCACCCAGAGCCUCUGUCUCCAUUCCCUGUCUCCCCCCUGCCUGGCCCCGGGGGUCUUCUGGCCCCAACUCUGUCCCCCGCCCUGUCCAUGACCCCUACCCCCCACCUGCCCUACACCCCUUCUCCCUCCCUGUCCUCUCCCAUGUUGGGCUCCCACUUCUCCUUCAACGCGGAGGACAUGAAGCACUACCUGCAGGCCCACACCCAGUCUGUCUACAACUACCACCUCAGCCCCCGAGCCUUCCUCCACUACCCCAACAUCAUUAUCCCUCAGCCCCACCGCCCCACCCCAGAGAAGCCAGCCGCCCAUCACCUCCACGGGCAGCAGCACCCGUCACUGUUCUCUCAUUCGCUCGGCCAGCAGCCAGGGGGCGGAGAGGAGGGGCAGCAGUACCCAUCACCGUUCAAGCUGCAGCCGCCGCCGCUUGGACGCAAACAGAGGGAAUCUGGGAGCUCACUGGCUGCUUCUUCUUCCUCCUCUUCCUCCAGCCAGUCCUCCUCAUUCACAGGGUCAAGUCAGAAAAUCAACUCUGCCUUGUCUGCCGGGCCUCCUAAGAUCAAGGUGGAGCCCAUAUCAGACAUUGAGUCAGAAGAAGAGGUGGAGGUGACUGACAUCAGUGAUGAAGAUGAGCUCAAUCACAUUGACGAGGACGAUGAAGGUGACAUCUUCACCAGGACCGCUCGUCACCAUCCUCAUCAUCAGCUUAACAACCAUCUCCGAGCUAACGGAAACGGGAGCAGCCACUCUGCCCCUCCACACGCUAACCCUGAUGACGACCCCGAUGAUGACGAGGAGGUCUUCAAGACUCCUGCCACUCCUUCCCUUAGCGGCGGCGGCCUGGCCUUCCCUCUGAUCCACCUGAAGAGUGAGCCGGGUCAGGCGGCUCCCAUCAGCCCCGGGGGCACGCGCUGCAUCCCACUCAAACUCCGCUUCAAACGCCGCUGGAGCGAAGACCAGAAGAUGGAGGCGGACGGAGAGAGGGACGAGGCAGAGGACAAGAAAGUGAGGGCUAACGGAGAGGAGGAGGUGGGGGGGAAGAGAGAGGAGGUGGGCAGGAGAGUGGGGGAGGUGGAGAAUGGGGGAGGAAGAGAAGGAGCAGGAGGGGUUAUUUUGGGGUUGAUGCUGCCACCGCCUCCCACCCAGCGCAGAGCGAGCUCAGAGCUGCAGAGGGCCACAGCACAGCUGUCUCUGGAAAACACUGGCUGCUGA
This is a messenger RNA of Perca flavescens (yellow perch), 2534 nucleotides long. It is a transcript of the gene erf, whose product is annotated as Ets2 repressor factor. The transcript is spliced from 5 exons. Gene Ontology annotation, cellular component: nucleus. NCBI's taxonomy places the organism in Eukaryota, Metazoa, Chordata, Actinopteri, Perciformes, Percidae. Bases 621 to 2534 code for a protein of 637 amino acids. Gene Ontology annotation, biological process: cell differentiation; regulation of transcription by RNA polymerase II. The record is from RefSeq and is a predicted model, not a curated record. Gene Ontology annotation, molecular function: DNA-binding transcription factor activity, RNA polymerase II-specific; sequence-specific DNA binding.